Seriola aureovittata is the source of this 5059-nucleotide messenger RNA. It is a transcript of the gene otud7a, whose product is annotated as OTU deubiquitinase 7A. Lineage: Eukaryota; Metazoa; Chordata; Actinopteri; Carangiformes; Carangidae. The transcript is spliced from 13 exons. Gene Ontology annotation, biological process: protein deubiquitination involved in ubiquitin-dependent protein catabolic process; protein K48-linked deubiquitination; protein K11-linked deubiquitination. Bases 348 to 3233 code for a protein of 961 amino acids. The record is from RefSeq and is a predicted model, not a curated record. Gene Ontology annotation, molecular function: cysteine-type deubiquitinase activity; DNA binding; zinc ion binding. Gene Ontology annotation, cellular component: nucleus; cytoplasm.
GUGGCUUUGUUCUGCUGCAGCGGAGAAAUAUGACAUGGGGAUGAGCGAGAGAGGGGGAGAGAGUGAGACAGCCUGAUAGGAAUUAACGGUUCGUCAGAGGUCUGGACUGAAAACGUUACGAUGGGGAGUAAUGACUGAAAACAGAACGGGUUCUGUGCAUCCCCAGCGUCUUCCUCUGCACUGCUGCCUCUGAAGCCAUGGACUAGAGCUGCAUCUGGUCCUGACAGUCCCGUGGUCAUCAGAUGGCGUCUCAACAACCCUCAGCGAAAAUACAGAAAAUGAGAACGUGAAGGCUGGCGUCCACCAAGGCCACCGCUGCACCUUGGGCAGCGCACACACAUGAUCACAUGACUCUGGACAUGGACGCGGUCCUGUCAGACUUUGUUCGGUCCACAGGGGCAGAACCGGGUCUGGCACGAGACCUGCUGGAAGGUAAAAACUGGGACCUCAGUGCUGCUCUGAAUGAUUAUGAGGAGCUCAGGCAGGUCCACACUGCCAACCUGCCGCAGGUCUUCAAUGAGGGCCGCUACUACAAGCAGCCAGAGACACGUGACACACCCACCCAUGUCAGCAAGAUCGACAGGCCGUGUGCACAGAAGCAGGAGGACAAUGCACAAGAGAAGCGUCUGUCCCGCGGCAUCUCCCACGCCAGCUCUGCUAUUGUCUCCCUGGCGCGGCUGCAGGUGGCCAGCGAGUGCACCAGCGAGCAGUUCCCUCUUGAGAUGCCCAUCUACACAUUCCAGCUACCAGACCUCAGUGUGUACAGCGAGGAUUUCAGGAGCUUCAUAGAGAGAGACCUGAUAGAGCAGUCCACCAUGAUGGCUCUGGAGCAGGCUGGUCGUCUCAACUGGUGGUCCACCAUGUGCACGAGCUGUAAGAAGCUGCUUCCUCUGGCCACCACAGGGGACGGAAACUGCCUCCUGCAUGCUGCCUCUUUAGGGAUGUGGGGCUUCCAUGACAGAGACCUGAUGCUGAGGAAAUCCCUGUACACCAUGAUGAAGAGCGGAGCGGAGAGAGAUGCUCUGAAGAGGAGGUGGAGGUGGCAGCAAACCCAACAGAACAAGGAGUCGGGACUGGUGUACACUGAGGAGGAGUGGGAGAGAGAGUGGAACGAGCUGCUGAAGUUGGCCUCCAGUGAGCCUCGCACUCACCUCAGCAAAAACGGCAACACCAGUGGAGGUGUGGAUAAUUCUGAGGAUCCGGUCUAUGAGAGUCUAGAGGAGUUCCAUGUGUUUGUGCUGGCCCAUGUGCUGCGCAGGCCAAUUGUAGUGGUGGCUGACACGAUGCUCAGAGACUCGGGAGGAGAAGCGUUCGCUCCCAUCCCGUUUGGAGGGCUCUAUCUGCCCCUGGAGGUGCCUCCAAGUCGCUGUCACUGCUCGCCUCUGGUCCUGGCCUACGAUCAAGCUCACUUUUCCGCACUGGUGUCCAUGGAGCAGAGAGAUCAGCAACGAGAGCAAGCUGUUAUCCCUCUGACUGACUCGGAGCACAAGCUGCUGGCGCUCCAUUUUGCCGUGGACCCUGGCAGGGACUGGGAGUGGGGGAGGGACGACAAUGAUAAUACCAAGCUUGCCAAUCUCAUCUUGUCUCUGGAGGCCAAACUCAACCUGCUGCACAACUACAUGAAUGUAACAUGGAUCCGAAUUCCAUCUGAAACAAGGGCUCCCCUGGCUCAGCCAGAGUCUCCCACAGCCUCUGCAGGUGAGGACGUCCAGUCUCUAGCUGAGUCCAUGGACUCUGACCGCGAGUCUGUCGGCAGCAACUCUAACGUCAACACGGGCAAGCCCAGCAAGGAGAAGGACAAAGACAAGCAGCGCAAGGACAAAGACAAGAGCCGGGCUGAUUCUGUAGCCAACAAACUGGGUAGCUUCAGCAAAACCUUGGGAAUCAAGCUGAAGAAGAACAUGGGAGGUCUGGGUGGCCUUGUGCACGGCAAAAUGAACAAAUCUAACUCUGGCUCAGGUCGUAAUGGGGAGAACGGAGGGGAAAAGGCAAAGAAGAAGGAGUCAAAGACAACCAAGGGAAGCAAGGAGGAGUCGGGUCAGUCAGCCAGCUCCACCUCCUCAGAGAAGGCCACUAGUCCCUCUCCGACAGACAGAGACAGACCCUCCAGCUCCUCCCCCACCGAGAGACAGGACAGUACAGGGAGAGGCACGGGGGACAAGACCAUGGAAAACUGGAAAUACAGCACCGAUGUCAAGCUCAGCCUCAACAUCCUGCGGGCGGCCAUGCAGGGGGAGCGCAAGUUCAUUUUUGCGGGCCUCUUGCUCACCAGCCAUCGACACCAGUUCCACGAGGAGAUGAUCAGCUACUAUCUGACCAACGCCCAGGAGCGAUUCAGCCAGGAGCAGGAGCAGAAGAGGAAGGAGACCGAGAAGAAGCCCCCUGCCACUAAUGAGGUGGCCGUGAAGAAGCCUGAGCAUGAGAGUGUCUUCCAGAGGGAGAGAUCAGACAGCUCGCCUCCGGAGAGCUGCUCUCCCGUCCUGCCCCACCACACCCACACCUACAACCACAACCACAACUCACAGCCCCCGCUGGGUCUUAAGAUGCAGGGCAGGAACAGUCCCACUCCUGCAGCCCCCCUUGUCUCUGUCCCAGUGCCCCCCCUCACACCGCCAACAGUCCCCCACCAUGUCUCCCACCCAGCCCCAGCGCCUGCGCCUUACUCCUCCCCCAGUAUUGGUACUAAGAGACCUGGGCCUGUUCCUGUGUCUGCCCACUACAGCCAUACACCGCCCAUCCAGAGGCACAGCGUGAUUCACAUACAAGAUGUCAACAUGCAAUCCUCCAUCUUCCAAGAUGACCCCUAUAAGCCUGUGGUGGGCACCCUAAAGACAUGUGCCACCUACCCUCAGCAGAACCGCACACUCUCAUCCCAGAGUUACAGCCCUGCUCGCCUGUCGGGGGUCCGCACCGUUAACACCAUAGAGACGCUGUCCUACAAUAUGCCUGGUGAACACAAAUCCCACACCUACACCAAUGGAUUUGAUGCGGGAGACAUUCAGGACUGCCUGGAGUUUGCUGAUGAGGACAACUCGUCUCACACCUGGCUCAACCAAGACAAAACCAAAGGGCGGAGCUCUGGAAGCCCUUUGUACUGCUUUCAGCAGCGCCGCUGCAAGAGGGAGAACUGCUCUUUCUACGGUAGGCCAGAGACAGACAACUACUGCUCCUACUGCUACAGAGAGGAGCUGAAACGCAGGGAGAGGGAGAGCAAAGUGCAGAGGCCUGCAUAGCCAUCACCGCCACUUCAGCCACUUGUCAGCAAGGCCGCGGGAGACUUGAGGGAACGACACCAUCUGCACUCUGCAUUUAGAAUAACAUGAUGGCAAACAUUUUCCUAUUUUGUUGAAGAAUGCUCUUGUAUUCCUGUCACCCUCCCCUUGUUAGUAAAGAUGAUUACUUUAUGAUGGGGGAAGCAGAACUUGAAACAGUGAGCAGCUUUGGCCAGAUAUUGUGCUACUUUGUUUUUAUUUCUGUCUCAUUGAAUUUAGUCUUUUACUUGUUUUAGAGUAAAAGUCAUCUCUGUGAUGUAACUUCCUUUGUGUGAGGGAAAGGUCUUUAUUUUUCAAAAGUUCAAAAGAUUUGCAUCUUACAUGGAGGGAACAUUUUAGCUCUUUUAAUCAGUUUGAAUGCAAUACCUCUGCUUGGUUCUUCAAAAUCUCUGUGGAAAAUUUGUAGUUGUUUUGCAAUCAAAAGAAAUUCAACGGGAGAUCAAUAUUAGACUUUAAAGCAAUAAAUUGGUGAUUUUCGCUACACCCUCUCCCAAUUUUGUCUAUGCACCAAUAAUAUAGUUACUGUAGGUUAACUGUGUCUUGUAAAUUGUAAAGGAUUGUCACGGUGUGCUUUUGUAAACAAUUUGAACUACAGGAAUUAAAAUGUGUAAGCAUUAUAGAUUGUAAUGUCUGACUAGGAUGAAAUGUAAAACUAUCUCAUUUGUUAAGUGUACCUUUGUUCUUACCACGAUACAAGGGUUUGCUUUGUCAGAAUUGGACUCGAAAUAUUGUGUAAGAUAUCAUUUCACAUUUUUGCCCAUAGUCAACCUCCUGAAGACCACAAGCACUGCCAAACUGGCUUCUUUAAAAAAAAAAAAAAAAACUAGAAAAAAAGAAUUUGAUUCAAAUUUUCAAAAUGUUUUUCGUGCCAAACACUGAACAAUGUGCAUAGGACAAAAUAGCAUCUCAAAUAUGCAGUGUUUAUGGUGUGUUUCUCUGAGUCGCCUGUUAACUACUCUAUUCGGUAAAUAUGUUAGGAGAGAAGAAUUGGGGGGUAAUGAGAGCAGGCCGAUGCGUAUUUGUCCAAAGUGUGAUUUACGUGUCUUUCCCCCCCCUACACACACAUACACACACACACACACACACACACACUACACGAUGUGCAAUCAUGCUACUAGCACUAUGUGGUGACCUGCAGUAUAGAUGUGUCACCGAUCCAGUGUGAGAUUGUCUGUUCUUCUUCCAUAUCUAGAGGCCGUUAAAAGAAGCACCUGCUGCUAAGAGCACCUCAAGCCUUUGUGAUCAUCAGUGCUUUAAUCAAUCAGUGGGUUUGUCAAAAACCCCAGGCCUCCAAGUGCUUUCUGCUCAUUCGACAUGACUACUGUAAAGACGCAGUGUUUGUGUUGCUGUUUGUUCUGGUGAUGCUUGGAUAAUGUACCAUGCUGUCCUUAACUAAGUGUGUCCUGGCCAAGGAUGUCCACUGCUCCCUCAGUUCGCUUCUGUCUGUCUCUCUCUCUCUCUCUCCUGUACACACUGCAGUGUUGCUCCUCUUUGUUUCUAUGUGACCAGUUCAUGGACUCUCACCAUGUUAGAACUGUAAGAUAUGAUUUUGUAUUCCUUUAAGAGUUUUACACUACUUUAAAUUAUUAAUUUGCACAUUAGGUACAGAUGUAAAUAUGAAAAAAAAUAGUUUAUUGUUACAAACAUGGUGUGUCUGCGUCUUUUUUGUUUUGUUUAUCUUUAGGCUGAGGAAUGUUUUUAAUAAGUACUGUGUUCUGGGAGUUUUCAGGUAUUUCAUAAGAAUCCAGGGAGCUCUUCAAGCACUACAAUACACUUGUUUUGCCAUC